CGGCUACGAUAUCAAAGAAUCAUCCAUUCACUCAUGUUUGCAAUAUUGCUCUACACGUAUACAUGUAGAAAAUGGAAGUCGUUGACUAGGGUCCGCCGUUCGAUUUUCAGGAUGUUGUCACAGUUCUACAGCAAAGGUUGAACCGAGAUCCUAUAGUAAUAUGCGUUCAUUUCAUUAACCUCCUCCUUGAGCUUCUUGAACUCCUCCUUGAACUCCCUGAACUCCUUGAACUCCUCCCUGAACUCCCUGAAUUCCUGCUUCAACUCCUCGUGCUCCCGCUUUAUCUCCUUGUUUGCCUGAAACAAUAUUCAGCCACUCAUAUUGGCGUCACGGUAAUAUUGAGAAUGGCACACCGCUUCCAUUUUGGCCUCCCGAGCUACUACACGCAUCAUACGACUCGGUUCAACAGUAGCGGCCGACAUGCUAAGUUAUCCUGUCACUUGCAUCUUCUACCCCUCAUUGAUUCUAAUCGGCUCGUGCUUCUCAACAAUAUUGCUGCCGGCCUUCAUCGCAGUUUCGAGCAGCGAGGUGUUCCGUCUGACCUUGAUGAAGCCAUUGAAAACAAUCGGGCUGCACUACUGCUCUGCCCACCUGAUCAUUCUGAUCGAAUCCGACCUCUUAACAACAUUGCAGACGGCCUUCGAGACAGGUUCCGGCAUCGGGGCGUCCUAUCUGACCUUGAUGAGGCCAUUAACCUCAGUCGGGCUACACUACCACUCUGUCCACCCAGUCAUCCUGAUCGAUGCAUCCUCCAAGAAAAAUUCAAGCAGCGAGGCGUCCCAUCUGACCUUGAUGAGGCCAUCGAGUGCGAUCGAGUUGCACUACUCAUCCGUCCACCAAAUCAUCCUGCUCGUUUUGAUUCUCUCACCAAUCUUUCCCUCGGCCUUCGAGAUAGAUUCGAACAGCGGGGCGUCCCAUCUGACCUCGAUGAGGCCAUUGAGCUCAGUAGGGCUGCACCAUUACUUUGCCCGCCCGGUCAUCCUGAUCGAUCCAUGUUUCUUCUCAAUCUUGCCUUGAGCCUUGAAGAAAGAUUCCGGCAGCGGGGCAUCCCAUCCGACCUUGAUGAGGCUAUCGAGCAUAAUCGGGCUGCACUACUCCUCCGUCCACCCGGCCAUCCUGAACGAUCCUCGUCUCUCAACAAUCUUUCCCUCAGCCUUGGAGAAAGAUUCACGCAGCGGAAUGUCCCAUCUGACCUCGAUGAGGCAAUUGAACAUAAUCGGGCUGCACUACUCCUCCGCCCCCACGGACAUUCAAAUCGAUCCAUGUCUCUUAAUAAUCUUGCUACCAGCCUUCAAGACAGAUUUCGGCAGCAUAGGAUCAUGUCUGACCUUGAUGAGGCCAUCGAGCUUCAUCGGGCUGCAUUACUCCUCCAUCCUGCUGGCAAUCCAGGUCGACCCAUGUCUCUGAACAAUCUUGCUACCAGCCUUCGAGACAGAUUCUUGCAGCGAAACAUGAUGUAUGACCUUGAUGAGGCCAUCGAGCUCAAGCGGGCUGCAUUACUCCUCUAUUCCCCCGGUCAUUCAGAUCGAUCCUCGUCUCUGAGCAAUCUUGCACUCAGCCUUCAACACAGAUUCCGGCAACGGGGCGUUCAUGUUCGUCAUGGUGCGCUGACGACUGCGGUGGAGCUGGUGGAGCAAGGUCGUGCAGUAUUCUGGAACCAGUUGGCACGCUUCAGCACACCACUCGAUGAACUUUCUGUUUCAGGUGACACCGGCGCGGCCCUGGCAGAAGAGUUCAAACGGCUGAGUUUUCGUUUUCGCAGCGCAUUCGAUCAGUCUGCCGAAACCCACUCUCCGCAAAUCUGGCAACUGACCAUGCAAUGGGAUGAAGUUGUCUCACGCAUUCGCAUGCUCCCCGACUUUUCACGUUUUCUCCUGCCUCCACUAUUUUCUGACCUCCAGAAGGCAGCUGAAGAUGGUCCAGUGAUCAUCCUCAAUGCUAGUCAGCACAGCUGCGAUGCCUUGAUUAUCCAUAGAGUGGAAGAUCCUGUUCAUGUUCCGCUUGACAUUACACAAGCCGAAGUGUCCGAGUUCUCCUCCGAGUUCCAGUUACUCGCAGAACAGUUUGGGUCUUCUGAUUGUCAACUCAAGCUUGUCAGCAUCCUUCGCAAGCUUUGGAAUGAUAUCGUUGACCCGGUGGUCCAAGCUCUUAGGGAGUCAAAUGUUUGCCCCGGUUCGCGUAUCUGGUGGUGUCCCACUGCUGAAUUCACGCUGCUUCCUCUCCAUGCAGCAGGACCAUACGAGAAGAAGAAAAAUAAUUUGUCUGACAUCUACAUCUCCUCUUACACCCCCACUUUGGCGACUCUCAUUCGUGCGAGACAGCAGGUUUCUCGAGAUGCGUCCUCGCAACAUUUUGUUGCCAUCGGUCAAGGCAACCCGGUCAAAGGGAAGGAGCUCGAAUGUGUUGCUCCUGAACUAGCCGUCGUCGCUCAGCACGUUGCGCCCAUCGUGUCCUUCACGCUCUUCGAGGAGGGCAACGCAACAGUCGAGGGUGCACUCAAUGCACUCAAUCAUUAUCAGUGGCUCCAUCUCGCUUGCCAUGGGAUGCCGCACCGGACACAACCAUUCCAGUCUUCCUUCGCCAUGCGCGACGGGCCAUUGAUGAUCAAGGAUAUCAUCCGAUCAGACUGGCAGAAUCGAGAGUUUGCAUUCUUAUCGGCUUGCCACACUACUGUGGGCGAUGAGAAGAGUCCCGACGAGUCGAUUCAUAUUGCUGCGGCUAUGCAAUUCUGCGGAUUUCGCAGUGUCAUAGGUUCGAUGUGGUCUGUCGAUGAUGAUGUUGCGCGCCAGUUUGUGUCUGCUUUUUAUGGCCACCUGGUUGAUGGUUCAGGGAGCUUGAACUGCACGCGGGCUGCAAUAGCGUUGCACAAGGCCGUGAAAUCGUUACGCAAGAUCAACAUUCCAUUAGAACAACAAAUUGUAUUUGUUCACAUAGGUAUCUAG
Molecule: messenger RNA, 2942 nt
Organism: Suillus plorans
Lineage: Eukaryota; Fungi; Basidiomycota; Agaricomycetes; Boletales; Suillaceae
Product: CHAT domain-containing protein
Exons: 4
Coding region: 345-2942 (865 amino acids)
Biological process (GO): cilium assembly
Molecular function (GO): protein binding
Source: RefSeq, a predicted model, not a curated record